Molecule: messenger RNA, 1534 nt
Organism: Punica granatum (pomegranate)
Lineage: Eukaryota; Viridiplantae; Streptophyta; Magnoliopsida; Myrtales; Lythraceae
Source: RefSeq, a predicted model, not a curated record
ACCCUCGAGCGCCUCUCCAUUUUCGUCACUUCCCAUCUUUUGGCGGGAACGAAAACCCUCACGUCGUCAGCAGUUCAUCACCGGCGAGAUUCCGAUCGGCCAACCCAUGGCGGAGGACGGGGACGCUGCUGAUCUCUCUCAGCUGGAGGAAGAGUUCGCCGUUUGGAAGAAGAACGCCCCGAUACUGUACGAUCUUGUGAUCUCCCACGCCCUGGAGUGGCCGUCCCUUACCGUGCACUGGUCCCCCUCGCCACCUCAGCCUUACGCCGAUGACCCUUCCUUCGCCGUCCAAGGUCUCGUCCUCGGGACGCACACAUCCGACGACGCUCCCAACUUUCUCCUAGUCGCCAACGCUAUUCUUCCCAUCGAAUCGGCCUUAGAGGGCAGUGGCGGCACAAACCUUUCGAUUCCGAAGGUGGAGAUAACCCAGAAGAUACGCAUGGAUGGUGAAGUGAACAGAGCACGCUUUAUGCCUCAGAACUCUGCACUUGUUGCCGUAAAGACAAAUUCUUCGGAGGUCUACAUGGUGGACUGUUCCAAGUUGGCAGAGAAGGAGAAUAAGGAAGCUUUUGAUCCUGAGAUUAGGUUGAGGGGUCAUGAUGAAGAAGGUUAUGGCCUGUCCUGGAGCCCCCUGAAAUCGGGUUAUCUUCUGAGUGCUUCCCAUGACAAGAAGAUAUGUUUAUGGGACAUUUCUGCAGUGGCUGAGGCCAAAGUUCUUGAUGCUAUGCACAUUUAUGAGGGGCAUGAGAAUGCGGUUGGAGAUGCAUCGUGGCAUCUGAAGAAUGAGAAUAUAUUUGGCUCUGUUAGUGAUGAUUGUCAAUUGAUGAUCUGGGACUUGCGCACAAACAAAGCAGAGAAAUGUGUGAAAGCUCAUGAGAAUGAGGUUAACUCUUUAUCCUUCAACUCAUACAAUGAGUGGAUUAUGGCAACAGCCUCUUCAGACAUGACCGUUGCUCUGUUUGACAUGCGGAAGCUAACCCUGCCAUUGCAUGUUUUAAGUGGUCAUGAAGGUGAAGUCUUGCAAGUAGAAUGGGAUCCUAAUCAUGAAGCUGUGUUGGCUUCUUCUUCCGAAGACAGAAGACUAAUGAUUUGGGACCUUUACAGGAUCGGAGAUGAGCAGCAAGAAGGAGAUGCGAGUGAUGGCCCUCCUGAGCUCCUCUUCUCUCAUGGAGGUCAUAAGGCUAAGAUAUCAGACUUUGCAUGGAACAAACACAAUCCUUGGGUCAUCUCCAGUGUGGCAGAAGAUAACGCUGUUCAGAUCUGGCAAAUGGCCGAGAGUAUUUAUCGGGAGGAUGACUUGCUGCCGACUGACGAAUAGCCGCGAAUAUUUCUGUGCAGAGGCAUUGUCUCUUAAUGUUAUUCCUUUUCUAAGUUUAGGGGGGAACAGUCCCCCGUUUGUCUAUUAGGUUAGUCAAACAACUCAAGUGAAAUUAAGAUGCAAUCUUCUGUUCAGAGAGUAAAUUGGAGACAAUCACAGAUGUAGCUUUUUCUAUCGAAACAAUGGAGCUUAAAUAGUAUUUACUUUUGCUCUUUC